AUGAGGUCAUCAGGCUGGCUGGAGUGUUUCGGCGGAGUAGCCUGCCCAUCCGACCACCCAGCUACCCCACGAACCACCAUCCAUCGACAUGGCCAUCAGGAAGGAUACCAAACCAAGCCCAACAGCAUGGCGGCAGUUCACCUUCUUCCACUCCUACCCGCUCCACUCCUCAUCAGACUCGGAAACCCACCCGAACUGCUCAGCCAGCCGCACUCAAUUGCUGCCAUCGAGGCCGGAUUCAACUCCACCAUCCUCGCCCAUCUCGACGGCCGGAUCUCCCUGCUCGACCCCUCCAUUGACCUGCUCCGCUCCUGGCCUGCCUUCCCCGGUGGCAGAACCCUGCUCGUCAUACCAACCUCAAUCAAGGAUGUACUCAUAUCAAUAGGCGAAGAAGCCAGUAACAGUGUCCCCAUCCUCAAGAUCUGGAACCUGCGUCACGGGGAUAAUCAAUCUUCUGCACCUCAACUACUUGGUUUCUCAAAAAUCCAAAACGGGAAUUGCCCUCAUCCAGUAACAACCUGGCACCCUCUCUCAACCUGUCUUAUCUUGCCGUUGGCUUGGCCGAUGGUACCUCGCCCGCCUCCUGUGCUACCCAAACCAAAGAUAAUCUAUACCUCCCCAGAACCAAUCACCGGGCUGGCCUUCCGAUCACCCAAACCAAGCGCCAGCCAACCAUACUUCUCCAACCCGGAUUUGCCAGAGCCUGCUCUGAAGCCGUCCAGCACCCAUCGCCACGCAUGUCUCUUUAUUGUCACGACUGCCAAAGUGCUCUGUUUUUUUUUUACCUUGGGUCAUGGCGCUGGCUCUGGUGCAGAGUUGAUUGUGAUGGAUGAUCUGGGCGGCUCGAUAGGCCGCAGCGAGAUGAUGGACAACGGGGACCUGUUCCUGGCCGACGACUCGGCCUUGUACGUCUAUGGCCCCGAGGGCCGGGGCGCCUGUCUGGCCUACGAGGGCCCCAAGGCGAGGCUCAACAGUCGCGGCCACUACCUCGUCAUCACCUCCCCCCAAGCUCAGCCUGCCUCAAAAACAAUGUCGAACAGACCAGAGUCAUCGUCUUUGAUCUCCAAAAUUGUUUCAUCACUUAUAAUGCUUUGUUCCGUGGUACUGUCUUACAUAUAUAGGCCGAGUGGGGGGAGCUUUAUGUACUCACUUCAGCUGCUGAGGUUACUAGACUAG
Molecule: messenger RNA, 1176 nt
Organism: Puccinia triticina
Lineage: Eukaryota; Fungi; Basidiomycota; Pucciniomycetes; Pucciniales; Pucciniaceae
Exons: 6
Coding region: 1-1176 (391 amino acids)
Biological process (GO): organelle fusion; endosome organization; vacuole organization
Cellular component (GO): endosome; HOPS complex
Molecular function (GO): protein-macromolecule adaptor activity
Source: RefSeq, a predicted model, not a curated record